Messenger RNA from Pogoniulus pusillus (Red-fronted tinkerbird), 651 nucleotides. Its product is annotated as scale keratin-like. Gene Ontology annotation, cellular component: intermediate filament. The transcript has a single exon. Gene Ontology annotation, molecular function: structural constituent of cytoskeleton. Bases 1 to 651 code for a protein of 216 amino acids. The record is from RefSeq and is a predicted model, not a curated record. Lineage: Eukaryota; Metazoa; Chordata; Aves; Piciformes; Lybiidae.
AUGUCCUGCUACGACCUGUGCCCCACCUCUGCCUGCGGCAUCAGCCGGCCCCAGCCCCUGGCCGACAGCGGCAACGAGCCCUGCGUGCGGCAGUGCCCUGACUCCAGCGCCCUGAUCCAGCCCCCCCCGGUGGUGGUCACCUUCCCCGGGCCCAUCCUCAGCUCCUUCCCCCAGAGCUCCGUGGUGGGAUCCUCUGGAGCUCCUGUCCUUGGGGCUUCUGGAGGCGCCCUGGGCUAUGGGGGUCUGGGAGGCUAUGGGGGCUCCUCCCUGGGCUAUGGGGGUCUGGGAGGCUAUGGGGGCUCCUCCCUGGGCUACGGGGGUCUGGGAGGCUAUGGGGGCUCCUCCCUGGGCUAUGGGGGUCUGUAUGGCUUUGGGGGCUCCUCCCUGGGCUAUGGGGGUCUGGGAGGCUAUGGGGGCUCCUCCCUGGGCUACGGGGGUCUGGGAGGCUAUGGGGGCUCCUCCCUGGGCUAUGGGGGUCUGUAUGGCUUUGGGGGCUCCUCCCUAGGCUAUGGGGGUCUGUAUGGCUAUGGAGGCUCCUCCCUGGGCUACAGGGGCCUGUAUGGCUAUGGCAGAUCCUUUGGCUCUGGCUCCUGCAGCCCUUUCUCCUACCGGUUCAGCAGGCACCGCCGUGGCAGCUGUGGGCCCUGCUAG